Molecule: messenger RNA, 7271 nt
Organism: Podarcis lilfordi (Lilford's wall lizard)
Lineage: Eukaryota; Metazoa; Chordata; Lepidosauria; Squamata; Lacertidae
Source: the annotation of a GenBank genome assembly
AAGAAAGGAAAGCGGCGCGUCGAUCGCGCUUCGCGAAGACGAAUUCGGAGCAAGAUCGCCGCCACUGCUCCGACCCCCGACCCCAAUACCUCUUGGUAAGACGACGAAGUCUCUUGUCUAUUCAUGGCACCAGCGAAGAGAAAAGGCAGCGGAGAGACUCGAUCAACAGGCAGCUGCAAAAGAAGCCGGGAUCUGGCGAGGCAGCUGCGGAAGCGACAAGUGGAUCAAAGAGCAUCGGGCGUAACGGGACACAUUCUCCGGCCGGGAGGCGCACGGCGCAAGCGCGCGAGACCCCACCGUUUCCUCCAGGAACUUACUUGCGCGCUCCCCGUACCUUGGGUCUGCACGGCUUGUUGCUUACACCGAGGGGGGGUGUAGAGAAGGGGAUGAUGGGAAAUGUAGUUUGUGGCCUGGAAGCAUUGGGCUGGACUCGGGGCUUCUGGGGAAGCGCCGGGUUCGAAAUAUGCCGAGCAAGGGUUGGUGUCAGCGUUCCUUGUGCAGGUUCUUUGCUGAUCGCUUGUGUUCCUUUGGUGGUGAGGGCGGUUGGGGUUAGCCUAGGGGGUGGUUAUUCAUUUGUGGUUGGCUAUGGUGGUCUUUGUUUUCGUGUGUCAGUGGGGUGGGUGGGUGUUUUGGAUCAGGCUAGCCAUAUUGAUUUGUAUGCUGUUGGUAGAUUAUUGUCAUUGUCCUGUUGGGCUGUGUAUGUGAUAAAGGGGAGCCAUACCGGGGUGAAGGUGUCUUCUUCUAUAUGUCCCCGUGUCAGUUUCAGUUUAUUGGUUAAUUUUUCUAGUAGGGCUGUUUCCUGCGUUAAGACAUUUAAAACGGCAUAAUACUACUUCUAACAGCCGUGGCUUCCCCCAAGGUAUUCUGGAAACUCUAGUUUGUAAGCGUGCUGAAAGAGGCUAGGUUCAUAGAAUUGUAGAGUUGGGUGGUGGACCACGGGGGUCAACUAGUGCAACUCCCUGCAAUGCAUGACUCUUAUUGCUCAGCGUGGGACUUGAACCCAGGACACUGAAAUUAAGAGCCCUGGUCUACUGACUGAGCUAAGAGACUCCUUUGUUCUUGCAACACUACAGUUCUCCGUAGUUUAACCAUCAAUCUCUCUUCUCAGGGAGCUCUGGAAAUUGUAGCUCUGUGAGGGGUAUCGGGGGUUUCCUAACAACUCUCGGCAUCCAUACAAACUACAAUUCCCAGGAUUAGGGGGCCCUCGCCUGCAUAGGAAUAGCGUCUGUUGAUGGGUUGGAUAAACAACUACAGUAUAAAACAAGCAAAUGUUUAAAUAGUUUCCCUUGAUUAAUUGGGCAGAUUUUUUUUUUAAUGAAUGCAUUUAAGCACAUGUUCUUAUAAAUAUUGUGCGCUGGCACAGGAGGUAACCUGCCUUUCCAGGGUGGUGACAUGUUUGCAGCAUUGAAAAGCAAAGUUACACGCAUGUUUUCUGUGGUGCAGGGUUUCAUUUUAAAACGUAGAGGUGGUGUUAAAGGCUCGUGAAGGCCAUGCAUCUAAAGCGUAUUUCUGUUUCAGGGUGCUGGGAACUGUAGCUUUGUAAGGAAUAUAAACUACAGUUCCCAGGAGUCUUCGCGGGGGGGGGGGAGCGUGCGUGCUUUGGCUGUAUGACGCGCAGGCGGUCUAGUCGCAGCGUGGAAAGGAAGGCGUGGAGAAAAGCAAGCAGGAGAAGUUUGCUUUCGAGAAACCCGAUCCCCGCGGCUCCUUUUCCCCGCCCCCGAAGUCUUGGCCGCCAUCCGGCGCCGGAGGAGCGCCAUGGCCGGCGGCUUCGCGGCGGCGCUGGUCCUGCUCGCCUCGGCCCUCCUGGGCUUCCGCGAGGGGCGGACCGAGCAGGAGCUGCGCUUCAAGCCCGCGCCCCGCCAGAGACCCGUGCGCCUCUUCACCGAGUCCGAGCUGGCGCGAUACGGCGGGCAGCAGGUACGGAGGGAGGCCGGGAGGGCGCUUUCCCGGGAGAAGACGGUGGGCCAGGGCCGAGCUGAGGCUGCGAGGAGCGGCUGCUGGCCGAGGAUUUAGGGCGCAAGGGCGGGUUUUGCUGGCUUUGAGCGAUCCGGCGCGGGAAGCCAGCCGAGGUCGGGUUUGCCUACGGAUGUUUGGUUUGCAGACGCUGCUAGCGGCAGGCUAAAAUGUGCGCGCAAGAGUAUGGACGGAAGAGUUUUGCACCUCUUGGUGGGAUCCGGAUUGGAACUCAAAACAGCGACGGGUGUCGUUUUGCCUCGCGUUUGGUUCCCGUUGCUAUGAAUGGAAGGGCGUUGAGUGCGAACUCAUUGAAUGAACGCGGUGGGUUUUCUGAGUAAACAAGCCCCCACAGAAGCAGGCUGCUCAGGUGCACACUUACUAUAGCUGUCAACUUUUCCCUUUUCUUGCGAGGAAUCCUAUUCGGAAUAAGGGAAUUUUCCUUUAAAAAAUGGGAAACGUUGACAGCUAUGGCACUUAUAGUGCUUGGGUCAAAGUCUCAGCAGGAUUUGUUUCCUCCUUCUCCUAAGUAAGCAUGCUGUAAGGAAUUCACAUUUCUUCCUUUCUUCCUUUCUUCUCUCUCACAGUGUGUGAGCUGCAAGUUCAUAGCCAUCCCCAUACAGCCCAUCUGCAGAUUUCUGCACUCCCUAAGGGAGACAAGCCUGACUCCUUCCAGGUUUAGUAACUGGAAGCAAAGCUGCCAGCCUUCCCCCAAACUUGUGCUCUGUAGAUGCUUUAUCCUAAAACUCCCAUACUCCUUUAGUGAUUUUAACUGGUUUUGUCAGACAAGGCUCUCUUAACUUGAUUCACGCCAUUUUUUGAUUGGGGAAAAGAAGCUUACAAAAUUAUAUAGGAUGAUUUUUUAAAAUAUAUAUAUCUUAAAAAUGAGUCUUUUUUGGGGGGGUGUCUUUUCAGGAGGAUCAGCCUAUUUACAUAGCUGUGAAGGGCGUGGUGUUUGAUGUCACCUCUGGAAAAGGUGAGUUAACUUUCUAACAAGAGGGUUCCUCCCUCCCUCCCCAUCUCUGGCUCUGUUUCAGAGGCAGAAAUCUCAGCACUGCAGCCCCAGCUACUGUAAGGCAUUCUUAAGAAAGCUCCAUAUUUCCUAACCUGGUGUCCGCCAGAUGUUCAGGACCACAACUCCCAUCAGCCCCAGCUAGCGUUGUCCUGGGAUAUUCUUGAAAGGGAGAGGAGAACAGAAGAUUAGUAAUAUAUAAUCACAAUUGACAUAUCUUCCAGUACCUUCCCUCUCCCACCUCCAAAGUUAUUUUCUCUCCAUCAAAAUGUGCUCAAAGGAUUCUUCACAACUCUGAAUUCCUUCUUACCUGACCAGACCUAGUAAUGUUCCCAGCUUUGCUGUCUGUGGCAGCAGGAAGGCAUGUUUUCCCCCCUCAAGGCCUCCAGUUCCUGUAAACUGCUUUGUGCAUGGUUUUUUUGGUGGAAAAGCAGCAUACAAUGAAAUGACUGUAUCUUCUCAGCAGCCAUCUGCACAGCUCUGCCCCUUUCACCUCAGUUAUUUCAUGGUGCCGGCUAUUUCUUCUCACAUUAGCCAGGCGGCAAGCUGUAGCAAUGGACUUUAUUUAUUAAAAAAAAUCUUUUUACAGCCUGGUGCUAGUCAGAGAAGGGCCAAGCCAGGUGGCUGCAGUUGCCGCGGACUUCAUUUACCCACAAUGCCUCUCAGGUCUGACUUAAGGUUGCUGUGUUUGAGGGAAACAAAGGAGGCAUCGGGGGAAAUAAAGGUGCUUCUUAAAGUGCUGGGCCUUAAAAAUAAAUAAAAAGUAAGCCAACACACACAUACAAAGGAUGCUGGAGCAGCCUUGUUGGCACCUGCUGGAGUUUGUAGGCCCUGACAUUUGCCCAACCAUGCUGGAUGCCAACGCUGGGCCUGGUUACCUCAGCCAAAAACGCACAUCGCCCCCUUUCAGCAGAUCACCAUUUAAAUCCACUUGGCUGCCUCCUAGGUGAUUACCGUAGUUUGUUGCCACCUGCCGUCAUCUGUGCACUGAGCCUCAUUAUUUAAAAUACUGGAUUCCCUCAGAUCAUGUGCAGGUCUUCCAUUAGUGCUGUGUUAGUAAUAUAAUUUGCUUGUCACUUUCAUGGCCAGGGAGGCUGAUAAGUGCAAUAAGUGGAUGUCUUUCUCAUCUUGUACAAUGGAAGCUAAAGUUCUUUUGCGAUGGAAUCUAAUUUUUUUAAGGUUCUGGCAUUGUACAAGGAAGAUAAAACAGACAAACCUCCAGAUGUUGUCCAGAGACCAGAUAUUUGAUGCGCUCAGCUCCUGAGCCAUCAGAUGUUUGUGGGAUUUUUCUACCCUCACGGUUUUCUAACUUGUUCCUUGUUCUAAAAGGAAAUAGGCUUUUUUUCUGAAAUAUCACGGACAUAAUUAAAUAUUAGAAGUACCAUGAGAGGUUUGGUUUUUUUUAAGGGUAAUGGAUUUUAGCUUAAUUUCAUUGAGACCUUAUUUUCUCCUCCUUGGACAGAGUUUUAUGCGAAAGGAGCACCGUACAAUGCGCUAGCUGGCAAAGAUUCCACACGAGGGAUUGCAAAGAUGUCGCUUGAUCCGGUGGAUCUCACGCAUGAUACAGUAAGAAAAAGAGAGAUGUGUUCUUUGUACAAUGGGCUGAGCCACAAUCCUGCACAUCACUUUACUUGCAUGUAGGCCUAAAUUGUUGUUGGCAGUUAGCUGUUGCCUCAGGCACAUGCAGGAGCAAGGCAUCUGGUGGGUGGGGAAGCGAUCUCUGCAUAUCUUCCUCUCCCUUUUGAAUAGUCAUAUACGGCACAGUGAAUGAAUUUGCUCUCUCUUCCCUCCCUCCCUCCCUCCCCUUGCACAGACCUUAACUCGUUUUCAUAUUUCAUUUAGGUGGGCCUUACGGAAGAGGAGUUGCAGUCUCUGGAGGAAACCUUCCAAAAUGUCUACAAAGCCAAAUAUCCCAUUGUCGGCUAUACUGCCCAAAGAAUUCUCAAUGAAGAUGGCAGCCCUAAUCCAAACUUCAAACCUGAAGAUCAGCCACACUUCACCAUUAAGGAUGAGUUUUGACCCAGUGGCGUUGCAGUUCUAAGAAGCCGCGGGUACUCUCCUGCGUUACAAGAAGAAAUAGACAAAAGCAAGAUGUAUGGCUGAUAGCAGGACGAACUCUCGGAAAACUGAAUGGCGUGGCAUGCCUGUGACAGGAUGUAUUUUUUGACAUCUUUAAGGGUAAAACUAGGUACCAGAUGCUUACUAUGCUAUCUUGGCUCUGCAGCUGAUGAGCCAGUAAUGUCAUGGUAAAUGUGGAAUUUAUUUUAGUCCAGUUCUCUCCUCCCCAGUGAAAUUAUCCAUGCCUUUCUAUCUACCUGUCACUUGGCUAACUAAAUACGAGUCUUUAUGAGAAGGGCGGUGCUUGCAACAAAAGGCUGCAGCGUGUAGCGUUCCUGGUUCAGGGUGCCAGCCAGCCAUGCCAGCUUGAAGGAUUCCAUUCCAUCCACCCACUGUUCUGUUCUCCGCCCCCCAGGCAACAGUAAAUUGGCAUUCUGCGCCCACUGAUCAUGCUCCAUCUCAGUGGGCUGUGUUUGUGGUUCUUUUCUUUCUACAAACUCUGCAGUAAAGCAAGGCUGCUCAUGUCCUCCCUUUCUCGUUUUAUAUACAUUUUAUUUAUUUACUGCCUUCCUAAACUGCAUAAUAGCCAAAGCUUUCUGGGUGGGCUCCAGAUUUUCUUGGGUUGUGGACAGGACACAGAACAUGCCUGCAGAUAUGAACCUUGCACUGCGUACUUUGUUAUGGAUGUUUCAUAAUGACUUCAAUAUUUCCAGUUUCUUUAUCCUGAGAUUAACUGCAUCUGUGUUUUGUCAUCUUAGAUAUAAAUUGGGUCCCCUGUAUUAUUUUUUUUAACUGUCUCACUGCGGCUUGGUCUUAUUUUAUUUACUUCAGUCCUCUGGAGAGACGGUUGCGUUGUGGUUUUUUGUUCCCCUCCCCUCCUAGUUAACCUAAUUUACAUCAUCUCCAGUUUCUACCAGGGAAAGGCAUGCCCUUAUCCAUCUGUCAGAGUGCUAUUAGGAAAUCUCUGGGGCUUUAAUUUGCAUAGCUCCUGGAGAACAUGCAUGCUUAUGCUAGACAAAUUGAUGUUAACCACAGAGCUGCAAUAGCCUAAGGAGACUGUGUCGUGUUAUGUUGAUUUACCUGAGAGGCUGAAUUAGCAAGAUGACACUGAGCAGCCGCUCCGGAUUCUUCAAAGAUAAUUUGUUCUGUUGCAUUAAGCUCCCCACUGUUUGAUUUCAAAGAGCAGACGAUUACACAUCCCUCUCAGGGGAGGUUGUGUGUCAUACACACUAAUAAAUAAAUGAAAAUAAUCGAGAACUAGUUGCCUUGCAUGCAGAAGGUUCAAAGUUCAGUCCCUAAUUUAUUUUGGUUAGGGCUGGAAGAGAUCCCUGCCUGAAACCCUGGAGAGUCUCUUCCAAUCACUGCAAACAUUACUGAGCUCAUUGAAGCCAAUGGUCUGACUCACUAUAAGGCAACUUCCUGCAUUAAAACUGGGUUUUGAUUCAGGAAGUCCCUGCCCUCAGGUACCACUUUGGCCAUAGAAAGCUGUUUUAUACCAGGCCAGGCUGCUUGUUAGAAACUCAAAUAUAUAAGCUAAUUGCCAAAUGGAAACUUAAUUCUAGGUUGUGGUGGUCACAAUGGAAUGUCUAGGCACUUUUUUUCCUUUUUGCAAUGAAACUUAUUAUUAAUUUCAUUUCUAUACCGCUUUAUAUUUUAGAGGAAAAAUCUCAAAGUGGUUUACAACACAUUAAAAUAUCACAUAAAACAAGCCAGAAUAAAAUUAAUUCAAGCUUCAAGGGAAAAAAUUCAGAUCCUUCUCUAAGUGACAUUUUGCUUUUGCCAGUUGUAAACCUGGCGUCCAGAAAUCUCCAUGUGGUUGCAAUUGGACCUGUGCCAGUCACAUUAAUUAGUAGCGGGAGAGAACAUAACCUCAAUUGUGGUCAGCAUCCGUCAGCAGAAGAAAUUUUCUUCCAGGGUUCUGUCGUCAUAUUGUGGAAGCGAAACUCGGCAGAAGCCCUUUCAGUUUGUGGUUUGCAGAAACAGGAGAUAGUACAGAAAACAGUGCACUUCGCUCCCAUUUCUAAGAAUAAUAGCUGUGGAAGUGUUAUGAGCAGCUAUGCCUUGGCAAAUCUGAGAAAUAGUUCCUUAUAACCCAUUCCCACAUUUCUCUAAAUUUAAAUUUCUGUUCUUUAACCAAUAACUUCUCAAAGCAGGUUAUGAGCAAAAACAAACCACCCAUUAAAUAUUAGUUUGCAGUAAUAAUGAAAAACUGAAUUUAGACAAGCAAUCAAUAAAAGCAAUUCAUUAC